Messenger RNA from Linnemannia hyalina, 2784 nucleotides. Lineage: Eukaryota; Fungi; Mortierellomycota; Mortierellomycetes; Mortierellales; Mortierellaceae. The record is from the annotation of a GenBank genome assembly.
AUGGCCGCCACCCCAAGUGCGCUCAAACAGCGUAACCAAAAGGCCGCCUCAACCACCCUCCCUUCCUCCACCGGCACCAGCAAGGAAAACAACAAGCAUGGACUGACAAAGGCACAUUCAGGAUUCUCGUCCCGCAAGACUAUUCUCUCCGCCUGGGCGACCUUCCUCGGUUUCCUCUUGAUCUUGGGCAUCAUCAACUACCAGCUCCAUUACACCCUCCCGACGCCCGUCCAAGAUGCUACCAACCCGGUGACAGGAGAGGUCCAGUUCUCGGAGGAGAGUGUUCGUAAGGUGGUCAGGCAUCUGGCCCACGAUAUCGGAUACCGUGUUGUCGGGACUGAGCAGGAGGUCGAGGCCAAGGAGUAUCUGAUCAAAGAGCUGGCCCAGUUGAAGGAGCAAUCGCUUGUUGCUCAGCAUCGUUGGAAGGGAGAGAACAAGGCUACAGAAACUCAGGAUGUCUCGUUCCCUAACUUUGAUAUGUGGGUUCAGGUCAGCGAUGGGUCUCAUCGGUUCGACUUUAUGUCCAAAGGCAAAACGGCAUUGUAUGCCAACCAGUUUUCUGUUGUCGUUGUUGUUGUUAGCUUGUUGGUGAUGAAGAUGUACACCAACAUGACCAAUAUUAUUGUUCGACUCUCCUGUGGACCCGAAUGUGAUGAAAAUACUAUCCUGCUCAACUCUCAUUACGACACGACCCUCGGAUCCCCUGGUGCCGUCGAUGACGGUCUUGGAGUUGGCGUCAUGAUGGAGAUUAUCCGCGUCAUGUCCCAACGUCCUUCCAAGAUGAAGAACGGCAUUGUUUUCUUGUUCAACGGAGGAGAAGAGUCGCUGCAGGAUGCUUCUCAUGCCUUCAUUACCCAGCACGAGCUUAAGGACAACGUCAGGGCCGUCGUCAACCUGGAGGCCUGCGGUACCUCUGGUCGGGAAAUUCUCUUCCAGGCCAACUCGCGUGCCAUGAUCGAUGCCUACGCGACCGUGCCUCACCCCCACGGUACCGUCCUCGCAAACGACCUCUUUGCCACUGGACUCAUCUUAUCGGAUACCGACUACCGCCAGUUCGCUGAACACGGCAACCUGACAGGAUUGGACAUGGCGGUCUACAAGAACAGUUACCUCUACCAUACCCAUCUCGAUCUGGACGAGUACAUGGAGGCUGGUCUGCCCCAGCAUAUGGGCGAGAACGCCUUGGCGCUGGCGACCUUUUUGACCGAGAAGGCGGAGCUCACCAACUUGGAGGCAACCACGAGCGUCGUCUUUUUCGAUGUCUUUGGCCUCUUCUUUGUUGCUUACUCGUGGGCGACCGCACUCAAGUCGCAUUUCCUCAUUGGCGGCUUGGCUCUCCUUACUAUGGCCACCCCAGUCUCUCGCCCCUCUGUCCGCGGCACCAUCUCAAUCUUCCUGUCGUUCCUCGCCGCGAUUCUGUUGCCCAACGUUUCCGUAAUCCUGCUCAAGGCUCUGGGUACACCCAUGCAGUGGUUCUCGCACGAGUGGCUUUCGUCGUUGCUCUUCUCGCCCAUGUCCCUCGCCGGCAUGUUUGGUGUCCAGUACCUGUUCCAUGACAGCAAGGCCAGUAGUGGCGCCAACGAGUUGAAUACCUUCUCGAGUCUCCAGCUCUUCUUCACCAUUGCCCUUGCCUCGGUCUCGUAUGCCGGUCUUGCCAGUUCCUACGUCUUUGCGCUCUUCACCCUUAGCACCACUAUCGCCCUUUUCAUCAACUACAGAAAGGUCGCACAGGAGAGCAAGAACGGAUCGGAGGUCCUCAGUGUUGAUUUCUCGACAUACUUUAUUGCUUCCAUCAUCCCAUCUUCCUACUUGGCCUUUGUCAUCUUCAGUGUGCUGGACAUCUUUAUUCCCUUGACCGGUCGCAUUGGUGUCGAUGCCCCCGUUGACAACAUUGUCGCCGUCUUGACCGGUUUCCUCACAUUCGUCUUUUGCCCACCCGUCCUCGCCUUCUCUCACCGUUUCGGUCGUACAGUCUUGAAGCACAUUGUCAUUGGCCUCUUGGUCAUCCACCUUCUCAUCGUCCUCCUGUCCUCGGCCACCAGCUCGGCGUACGAUGAACUCCACCCCAAGCGCGUCUUUGUCCAGCAUGUCCGCAACAUGACCUCGGGCGAGUCGGGUCUCUACAUUGCCCAUGCUGACCCCGGUCCAUUCUAUGAACCCUAUGUGACCAAGGUCGAGACGCUGUUCAACGAGAUAUCGACCUUCCGCUCCGCCGAGGCCAACCCCGGUGACUGGAGCGCCAUCUAUCCAUUCAACCAGUUCUUGGAAUCCUAUGUGAUCGAUACCACGCCCUAUAUCAAGGCCCAGACCAAGAACCAAACCAUCUCCGAGUCCCAGGAACCCCUGACGACCUUUGUCCAGCAGACACCCCGCUUGACCGCUGAGAAGAUCUCGUACGAUCCCUCGACCGGUCUCCGCAAACUGACGGUCCUCUGCACCCAUCCCAACUAUAUCUGGACGGUGGCCAGUUUUGAUACCCACUUGACUUCUUGGUCAUUGACGUCCUCAGAGCCCUUCACACACCAUUCGCACUAUGUUAUCCGUCAUGUGGGCACGUUUGCAAGCGAUGGAUGGAGUUUGGAGUUGGAGUAUAAGGCCUCGGGACCUGAGGACAAGUUGACGGUUGAGUUAACGUCGAUGGAAACGGAGGGUUUUGGGAAGGAUGAGGAGAGGGAGUUGAUUGGAAGUGGGGAGAUUGGAGUGAUGCGGAAAGUGUUGAAGAAUGCGCCUUCCUGGGUUGCAUUGACUUACUUUGGCACCACCGUUGAUCGGUUCCAGCUUUAA